This is a messenger RNA of Aspergillus glaucus CBS 516.65, 769 nucleotides long. RefSeq lists its product as uncharacterized. The coding region runs from base 158 to 448 and encodes 96 amino acids. The record is from RefSeq and is a predicted model, not a curated record. The transcript is spliced from 2 exons. NCBI's taxonomy places the organism in Eukaryota, Fungi, Ascomycota, Eurotiomycetes, Eurotiales, Aspergillaceae.
GUGGAGUUAGUUAACCCAGACUAACCAGAUGACGCAGUGUCCAAAGCAUAGCCCGACCGGGAAACGAAUCAAGACAUUCGAAUUAUUUUAUUGGCCACCAGGAAACUGGAACGCCCCACAAGCCACCCGAAGGCGAGGGAAAUAAGUUGAGAAUACCAUGGACCCGGGCAGCUCCCGGGUGAUCGCCUGUCGUCUUGAGUGUAUGCCAGCUAGCGUCCCCAGUCCCCAGAUCGCGGUUACCGGCCCGAACCCCGCAAACCCAGACCACUCCGACCCGACCGCCGCCGCCUCCCACCAGCUUUCAGUGGAAGGCAGCGUCCACCAGGAACCAAAGUCUCGGUCUCAAAAAGGAGAAGAAAAAUACCACACAAACCCCCGAUCAUCUUUCGGGUGCUCCCCUGCAAUGCAAGCGGGAAGGUUGCCGCUAUUUAGGCUAUUUCAACCGUGAGCACGAGCUCAUCCGACACCUUCGGAAAAUUCAUGUCGCUCCCCGAGCCCAUCCCUGCCCUGUGAAAGAUUGCGCCAAAGUGUGUAAUCGGAAAGACAACCUACUGCAACACAAGAAGACUCGCCAUGGGCUUGGCUAGACGAGUGAUGAUUCUCUAAAAUCUGAGCGCUCCUGGUGUUUUUGUGUUUCUUUUUCUUUUACUUUCUUAUUUCUAUUUUUUUGCUUCUUUUCUUCUCAAAGCUGCAGUUAUGGGAGUAUAUGGGUGUUUCACCAGGACACAGAAAGGCCUAUUAAGGCCACGAAUCCGAACACGAAAUCAAG